AUGUAUUCAAAGGCUGUAAUCUUCAAGACAAAGCUCUUGUUUGCAAAAGAAAUUAAACCAUCAAUUCUUAAUAUGAGCUUUGAUAACAAAGCAAAAUUUGCGCACUUAUUCAGAAAACAAUUAAGGUUUCAACGACAAUCUGUGGAUGCACGAAAUAAAAUGAGCUUUAAAGCUUUACAACUUUUAAGUCCUGAAAAUUGUCUGAGCUACAUUGAUUUUAAUAUCUCAAGUGAUUCUACAUCUUCUUGA
Clunio marinus is the source of this 249-nucleotide messenger RNA. NCBI's taxonomy places the organism in Eukaryota, Metazoa, Arthropoda, Insecta, Diptera, Chironomidae. The record is from the annotation of a GenBank genome assembly.